AUGGUGGACGUGCUGGAUAAUUCUGGGGGAAGAGGGACCUGGUUUCCGCUCCAGAAAGACCUACCUUCCAAUCGUGGUCAUCUCUCAGACCAGUUCUCUUCCCUCAAUUCGUCCCAGCUUGCACUCCGUGAACCUUUCGCACAAUACCCUUCAGUUCCUGUUGCCAGUUCUUUUCCUGUUUUUGGCCCUCGAUCAAAAUACGAUACUUUGCAAGCACACACCUCUGACUCCUAUAGUGUGAGAAAAUUACCAUCACUACAACGCAAGAACGAAAAGCCUCAAAAGCUCUCCCCAAUGGCAUACACCCCUCUUUCCAAUGGCUUCCAUUCCUUCCCUGAGGCUUUGAGCUUCACGUCAGAGAAGGCCAACCUCUCAAAAAGCACGGCUUCUUCACGAUAUUCCAUCCUACCGGGCCCAGCUGAACAGUCGACUAUCUUUGACAAUGGAGGUUCUAACGCUGAAGUUGAUUUCAAAGACAUCGACAGCAUCAAAGGUCUCAGUGCAUCAGAGACUAAUGUAGGCUUUGCACACACUCUCCCAGCACCAGACAUGGGAUGGAUCAGUCCGGGCCAAUCCCUCGUCGCAAAAAGUGCCGAUACCCCAUUAUCGAUGGCUUCGUUUGGAAUGGGCACACCAAACGACGAUUUGCCCAUGAAUCACACUUUCCCAUACCACUCUGUAAAUGUGCCAGGGCAUGCAAUUGGAGGAAUGAUAUCUCAGCAGCCCCAGACAAUGCCGCUUCGCAACGAUGAGCCAUGGGCGCCCAUUCAAAACGACGUCGAUCUAUGGCGCCCGUGGAGCUCUGAAGAUCCGGCAUGGGGCAGCAGCAUGUUGGAGGGUUGUUACAACAACUGGUCGGGCUAUGAAGGUCUCAUCAAUCCAGUAAUGGGCGCAGGGUCUGCGCAGCCCUACACUCAUUUCCCCACAAUUCCAGCCCUGUCGACCUCCAAAGGCACGCAAGCCUCAUCCACCUGCAGCACCGAUGUGCCUGAUCAAAAGAUCCCAAUCUCACCACCCGCCGAUCUUGAUGCAGCUAUUUCCCCAAGAGGUGAUGAAUACCAAGGGUCUAAAUACCCAGUUUACUCAGCACAAUAUUCAGAAUCAGCAAAAUCAGCACCAACGUCGUUGUCAUUCAUAGGCAACACGUCUUUCCAUGAUGAGGUCCAGCAACAAGGUUGGACAGUCGACCACAACACUCCAAACUCAAGCUUCACAAGCCACAUCUCCAGUCCAGAUUCCUUGGUCAAGUCGACCAGUCGCCAUAUCGGCGACGCCCGCAAUACUUUCCUGGUCGAUUGCAAGCGGCGUGGCUUAUCUUACAAGGAAAUAAAACGUAUCGGCGGCUUCACAGAAGCGGAGUCAACCCUCCGCGGCCGAUAUAGGACUUUAACCAAGUCCAAGGACCAACGAGUGAGAAAGCCAAAGUGGUCAGACAAAGACGUAAGUACAGUACUUAGUACUGACUAUCCUCUCCUUCCCGCGGACACACCCCUACCCACAAGCACAAAAAGCGUCGAGCUAUAUACAGAAAAGCCUGCGAGCCCCCAUCUCGCCGCCAUAUCAACAAUGGGCACCAGCCCAUCCACGAGAACAACCCCGGCCUCUGUAUCGCCACUAGUGACCUCGGCGCGAAUUCAGCAGAUGCAAUCUCAUGCAUACCAAGCCCCAAAAAUACCAUGGAAACAAGUAUCGGAGCAUAUAUGGGUGAAUGGGGGUUCCUACCAGUUCGGAAAUGCAACUUGCAAGAAGAAGUGGUGUGAGAUUCAUGGGAUUCAAUAG
This is a messenger RNA of Penicillium manginii, 1779 nucleotides long. RefSeq lists its product as uncharacterized. The coding region runs from base 1 to 1779 and encodes 592 amino acids. The transcript has 2 exons. The record is from RefSeq and is a predicted model, not a curated record. Lineage: Eukaryota; Fungi; Ascomycota; Eurotiomycetes; Eurotiales; Aspergillaceae.